CUCUGUUACAGGUUCUGGUUAGGGUCGGAGUAGCUUUAGCGUCUUGUGUUUUUCUUUUUUCAGUCAACAGGCGCGUUAGCAUUAAACAAUGGUAGACAAGAUGGAUAUGUCGUUGGACGACAUCAUCAAGCAGAGUAAGCAGCGGGGAGGCGCGGGCGGCCGCGGUGGGAGAGGUGGCCGGGGCCGAGGAGGCGCUGGCGGCGGACGCGGCGUAGGAAGCGCCGGUCGGCUGGGAGGCAGCCCCGGUGGAAGCUAUGGAGGUCGCGGCGGAGGCUUGGGCCUAAUGAGGAAUCGACAGAACCUGGGCCGUGGCAGAAGCAGCAGACCCACACCGUACAGCAGGCCCAAGCAGCUCCCCGACAAGUGGCAGCAUGACCUGUUUGACAACGGCUAUAGCACCAAUGCUGGAGGUGGCGGCGGGGGCGGUGGUGGAGGAGCAGGAGUUGAAACCGGCGGAAAGCUGCUUGUGUCCAAUCUCGACUUUGGUGUCUCCGAUGCAGACAUUCAGGAGCUUUUCGCAGAAUUUGGCACCCUGAAGAAGGCUGCGGUCCAUUAUGACCGGUCCGGCCGGAGUCUCGGCACUGCGGAUGUCCACUUUGAGAGGAAAGCUGAUGCUUUGAAAGCAAUGAAGCAAUACAACGGUGUUCCUCUUGAUGGUCGUCCAAUGAACAUUCAGCUAGUUACAUCACAGAUCGAUGCACAGAGACGAGGUCCAGUGCAGGGCCUGAUUCGUGGUGGUGGUGGUGGAGGCAUGAACAGAAACAAGAUGGGGAGCUUUGGCGGCAUGCAGAGAGGACGAGGAGGUCGCGGAGGUGGCCUCAGAGGCCGUGGAAGAGGGGGCAGAGGCAAUAACAAACAGCAGCUCUCAGCAGAAGAGUUGGAUGCCCAGUUAGAUGCCUACAAUGCCAGGAUGGACACCAGCUAAGCAGUCUUGGCUAUGCAGUCUUGGUUUUUUGGCAGCAUCAUGGGAUUGCGGUUGUUUAGCUUCAACAUGCCGGACGUUUUACAUGUCUUCAAAAGUGAUUUAAAUUUGUGUACCAGUUUUCUCCUUUUAAAUGCAAUGACAUUUUUUUACCUACCAUUUAUUGUUUUAUUUCCUUUUUUUUUUUUUUUUUGAAACUUAGUCUGACUGUAGGACUUGAGCAAGGAAGGUGCUUGUCUUUACUUUCCUCUUAGUUCAUUGUAAUAAAACCUGCAGUACAUAGUAUCCAAGAAGUGACUCUGCUUCCUUUUGUAUACAAGUAAUUGGUGUAAAAAAAUCUGUACAGAUGUUUGAUUGUAAUGCCAUUAGCAACUAUUUGAUAUUGUUCCUCUGCUGUUAAUACUGCUGAUGUCUAGCAUUUAGAACACACAUGGCAGGUUAGUUUGCACUUCAUUUGGAUUUUUAAUCCUUUUUAUAGCUCUCCAUAAAUGCUGUUUGUUAAUCGCAUUAAAUAUUUGUACAUAAUGGCAGUGAUUGUGUAAGUCUUAUGAUUAAAUGAAAACACCUUCGA
Silurus meridionalis is the source of this 1493-nucleotide messenger RNA. It is a transcript of the gene alyref, whose product is annotated as Aly/REF export factor. Gene Ontology annotation, molecular function: mRNA binding. The transcript is spliced from 6 exons. Gene Ontology annotation, cellular component: nucleus. Bases 89 to 925 code for a protein of 278 amino acids. NCBI's taxonomy places the organism in Eukaryota, Metazoa, Chordata, Actinopteri, Siluriformes, Siluridae. The record is from RefSeq and is a predicted model, not a curated record. Gene Ontology annotation, biological process: mRNA export from nucleus.